ACAGCUGUCAUGAGUCUGUCAGUGUCACGCCAAUAAUCACCUUUUUCUAGUUUUUUUAAGGAAAAAUAAAUUGUUUAUAAGUUAAAUAUAACUUUUAAAGAAUUUUCCGAUAAUUUAACAAACACUCAUCAUGAGAUUAACAGUAAAAAUCCUCAAAGGCAAAGAAUGCGUUAUAACGGUGAAUCCAGAAACCACAGUACUUGAGAUGAAACAGCAAAUCUCCCAAAUCCUUGAUAUUCCUGUUGUUCACCAGAAAAUUGUGCAUCUCGGAAGGUCGUUAGUAGAUGAAAAUACAAUAUCCACCUACCCCACCAUUAAAGAUGGUACAAAACUUAAUUUAGCCGUCAAAAAACCAGACCCACUCAAAGAAGUCAUCUAUCGGUCGUUUCGGAAGUACUACAAUGACGAACAUUCAGAGAAGCUGACUAAGGAAUUCAUGAAGGAUUUCGAAGCCAAACUGCGUCAAUUGAGCUUGGAUGAUAUUGAGAAAUUGGCGGAGAACAUGCUAGCUUAUUCAAUGUAGAAUACCAGUGUUAUUUAAGUCUCUCAAUGUACAAGCUUUGUUGUCGUGCGUCGUUACAGUCGUCGUCAUAGAGUUUGAUUCUAGUUUUGUACCUUCUUAAUAAAAAUGUGUAUAAAUGUGUGUAGGAAAAA
Eupeodes corollae is the source of this 654-nucleotide messenger RNA. Its product is annotated as ubiquitin-like protein 4A. The coding region runs from base 131 to 523 and encodes 130 amino acids. Gene Ontology annotation, biological process: post-translational protein targeting to endoplasmic reticulum membrane. Gene Ontology annotation, molecular function: protein binding. NCBI's taxonomy places the organism in Eukaryota, Metazoa, Arthropoda, Insecta, Diptera, Syrphidae. The record is from RefSeq and is a predicted model, not a curated record. The transcript is spliced from 2 exons.